Sciurus carolinensis (gray squirrel) is the source of this 2987-nucleotide messenger RNA. RefSeq names its product Ras related GTP binding B (gene Rragb). Gene Ontology annotation, molecular function: GTP binding; GTPase activity. The record is from RefSeq and is a predicted model, not a curated record. Gene Ontology annotation, cellular component: lysosome; Gtr1-Gtr2 GTPase complex; nucleus. The transcript has 11 exons. Lineage: Eukaryota; Metazoa; Chordata; Mammalia; Rodentia; Sciuridae. Gene Ontology annotation, biological process: cellular response to amino acid stimulus; regulation of autophagy; cellular response to starvation. Bases 566 to 1690 code for a protein of 374 amino acids.
CCGGGUUUACGGCAGGUGCCCACGUGAUCCUGGCCUGCAGUCGGGUGGCUGCGGUGAGGUACCUGGGCUCCUGAAGGGCGGGCGGUUAGGUCGUUAUCGCCGCCGCCGCUGGCUGACUAAACCCGGCAGCCAAGCGCGGGAGCAACCUGGCGGCUGAGGAGUUCACCGCACAGUGCCUACGGCAUCGGGUCAGCUCUUUCUGCGACCUCCGCCUUCGCGGUCCCCACCUUUUUGAGGGCGAAAUCACUUUUGGGUUUCGAGACCUUGCGGUGUGAGGCCCCAAAUCGGGGCGACUCCCCAGUUUACCUCUUUUCCUCCAUCUCUUCCUUUGCACCACUGAAUCACUUGGUUUUCGAGCUGGCCUGCGCGGUCGUGCCUUGAGGCCAAGUUCUGGGCGGUAAAGGUAACGGUGGGGAAAGCGGCCCCCCAGUGGACAAAGGCGGAGGCAGAAUAGAGCAGGCCUGAGGGCCGCAGGCCAUGAGAAUAGGCAGCUGAGGGGGUGAACGAGGAAAAAAAAAAAAGAGUACUGCGGAUUUAGAAGGGACUGGAAAGGACUUGUUGCACGAUGGAAGAAUCUGACUCUGAGAAAAAGAUGGAGAAAGAGAAUCUGGGGCCGCGAAUGGAUCCUCCACUAGGGGAACCGGAAGGCUCGCUUGGGUGGGUGCUACCAAAUACAGCCAUGAAGAAAAAGGUGCUGUUGAUGGGUAAAAGUGGGUCUGGUAAGACCAGCAUGAGGUCUAUUAUCUUUGCAAAUUAUAUUGCCAGAGACACACGUCGGCUUGGUGCAACAAUACUAGACCGUAUACAUAGUCUUCAAAUUAAUAGCAGUUUGAGCACCUACUCUCUCGUAGACUCUGUUGGAAAUACAAAGACAUUUGAUGUAGAACAUUCUCAUGUUCGAUUUCUGGGAAACCUGGUAUUGAACCUGUGGGAUUGUGGUGGACAAGAUACUUUCAUGGAAAAUUAUUUCACUAGUCAACGGGACAACAUCUUCCGAAACGUGGAGGUUCUGAUUUAUGUCUUUGAUGUGGAGAGCCGUGAACUUGAAAAGGACAUGCACUACUAUCAGUCAUGCCUGGAAGCCAUUCUGCAGAACUCCCCAGAUGCCAAAAUUUUCUGCUUGGUUCACAAAAUGGAUCUGGUACAGGAGGAUCAGCGGGACCUGAUUUUUAAAGAGCGAGAAGAAGACCUGAGGCGUUUGUCUCGCCCAUUGGAAUGUUCUUGUUUCCGAACAUCUAUCUGGGAUGAAACUCUCUAUAAGGCUUGGUCCAGCAUUGUUUAUCAGCUGAUUCCCAAUGUUCAGCAGCUGGAAAUGAAUCUAAGGAAUUUUGCUGAAAUUAUUGAGGCUGAUGAAGUACUUCUGUUUGAGAGAGCUACUUUUCUAGUGAUUUCUCAUUAUCAGUGUAAAGAGCAGCGUGAUGCCCAUAGAUUUGAGAAAAUCAGCAACAUUAUUAAGCAAUUCAAGCUAAGCUGCAGCAAGUUGGCUGCCUCUUUCCAGAGUAUGGAAGUCAGGAACUCUAACUUUGCUGCUUUCAUUGACAUCUUUACAUCUAACACUUAUGUGAUGGUUGUGAUGUCUGAUCCAUCCAUUCCUUCUGCAGCUACUCUGAUCAACAUCCGCAAUGCCAGGAAACAUUUUGAAAAGCUGGAAAGAGUGGACGGACCAAAGCAGUGUCUUCUCAUGCGCUAAACAUUGCUUAAUACUAUUUCACACAAAAAUUAAAACACUGUUUAUUAAUUAAUCUUAAUGUCGUAUUUAUAUGUGUAGGCCCUGAAAUGUUCUGAUGCUUACCACUUCUGUGUUUCUUCUCUAGUCCCUAGUCUUAAUGUUUAACUUUGAAUGCUAUUUACUCAAAUAGCCAGUGAGGAGUUAGGUGAACUGUCCUUAAAGUUGGUGUAACAUAAAAGUAGGUGAUAUAUGUAAGUGUUCUGAUAAUCUGGUUCUAAUAGUGUUUAAAUGUUGUGAUAAUCUGGUUCUAAUAGUGUUUAAGUGUUCUGAUAACUUGGUUUCAGUAGUUGUGUAUGCCAAAGCCUUUCCCAGCAUCCUCUUGUAUUCCUCAGUAGAUAGUAACCUAUAAGUUUGAAUAUUACUGUUUUCUCAGCAUGCAUUAAAAUAUUCCUUAACUUCAACUGUAAAUAAACUUUUGCUGUUAGGGAUUUCAGUGUCUGUUUUUUUUCCCCUUGUUUCUUCAUCUCUGCCCUAAGAAAGAGUGACAGAAUUGCACAAUUAUCCUAGUGAAGGAGACAAUGUUGGAUGGAAGAAUGGAGCCAAAUUAUAGCCUUAAAGCUAGACAGAAGAGUUUAGACAUACAGUAUCUAAAUGCAGUCAGAACUAGGAAAGCAUUGUGAACAAUUGAGCACGAGAAUUAUGUGAAAGCAAUUUGGAAAGAAAAUUUGCCAUGGCUACGUGGACUGACAGCAGUUGGGGAAGCUGCUAAUAAUCCAUGUCCAAAGCAUCUGGAUUGAAGGUCUGUUGCAGGAUACAACUCAAGAAGGAAUAAAUAAUAAGUGGAUGGGAAAUGUAUGAGGAUUUAUGAGAUGAAAUCUUUCUUCAAGGUCCAGCAACAGUUAAUUUUAUAUAUUCCAUAGCACUUCUUGGGAUGUAACUUCAUUAUUCUAGUAGAACUCUAUGAAAACCUUUUAUAAGCUGGGAGUUUGAUGAGUUGUCCCCCAAAAGCUCGCAUGUGAGACAAUGGAAGAAGAUCAGAGAAGAAAUGAUUGAGUUAUGAGAGUCUUAACCCAAUCAGUGAAUUAAUAACCUGAUGGAAUUAAUUGAGCAGUAUCUGAAAGCUGGCGUAUGACUGGGUAUUGGGGGUGUGACUUUGGGGUAUAUAUUUGUAUCUUGUGAAUAGAGUCUCUCUGCUUUCUGAUCAUCAUGUGAGCUGCUUUCCUCCACAACACUCUCACCAUGGUAUCCUGCCUUACCUUCAGCCCCAAGAAAUUGAACCUGCUGUCUGUGGACUGAGACCUCUGAAACUAGGAGCCCC